AUGACCGUAGUGAUACAAAAAUUAACAAAGCGUAUCAAUGAUGUACUUUCUCGUAUUGAACAGGAAAAGACUAGCCUGUCACAGAUUCCGUUAAUAGACCGCGGGAAAAGUAGCGACAAGAUUGAUAGCAGCGAAAAGUAUGAUUUCGACACUCAAAACGACAAAAGCGAAGGAGACGACACCUCACUUGAAGAAGAUGCUCUCGUUCAUCAAGAACAGAAUAUAUGUCGUUUGCGAAGAAAUAUGACUGAAACCUUUCGAUUGGUUACAAGAAAGUUUCAAGAACGAGGUGCAACAGGCUCUAUUGGCCCAUUUGGACCAAAAGGAUCAAGUGGUGACAAGGGACAGAAAGGAAGUUUGGGGCCAAGAGGUAUUGAAGGAGCUGAUGGAGAUCCUGGGCCAGCCGGUCACACGGGACCAGUUGGCCCAUGUGGCUCAAAGGGAGAAAAGGGACUGAAAGGGAUACCAGGUGUAACAGGCCUAAGAGGACCGCAAGGAAUUCCUGGACAACCAAUAGACCAGAAGACGCUUGAAAAGUACUUUAGUCCUGUAAGGGCGUUACAGACAGAGGUAUCGAACAUGAAGCUCACUUUGCAGUCGUUGGCAAGCAACGAUCAACCCGCCGCUCAUUUGCACGGGAAUGGGAAAUCUGGAACAUACAGUUCCAACAGCAUUAUUACGGACUGGUAUACUGCUAGCGGUCAGUGGUAUUCUCCUAUUCUGAGAGGCGGAAUGACAUACAGUAACGGAUACAUUACCGUACCGAAAGAUGGACUCUACUAUAUCUAUGGACAGGUACGUUUCGAUCCAGAGUCGGGACAAACGUAUUCUGGAUUCUACAUCUUCUUGAACAAUCAAUAUGUUGAUUUCACUUUCCAACAAAUUCAAUCACCUAACGGUUCCCAGGAUUACACUCGUUAUUCCGGACUUCUAAAAUUGGUCAGCAAAGGAGACAGGAUCUACAUGAAGUUUGUCUAUACUGUUGACGCUUAUAUGCAUUCCUAUUACUCUCAGUUUGGAGCCUUUCGUGUUGCUUAGCCAGUGCAAUAUCAUUUGCUGUCGUUUCGCUGUCAAAUGAUUGUUGUUUGCGUAAACUAUACGUGUUGUUGAUGCCUUUCUUAAUUCUUCGAGUUGUCUGAAAUAAAGAAAUUAAAGUUUGUAGUGUGAA
Molecule: messenger RNA, 1168 nt
Organism: Corticium candelabrum
Lineage: Eukaryota; Metazoa; Porifera; Homoscleromorpha; Homosclerophorida; Plakinidae
Product: collagen alpha-1(II) chain-like
Exons: 9
Coding region: 1-1038 (345 amino acids)
Biological process (GO): immune response
Cellular component (GO): membrane
Molecular function (GO): tumor necrosis factor receptor binding
Source: RefSeq, a predicted model, not a curated record